This is a messenger RNA of Alternaria metachromatica, 696 nucleotides long. RefSeq lists its product as uncharacterized. Gene Ontology annotation, cellular component: membrane. The transcript is spliced from 2 exons. The record is from RefSeq and is a predicted model, not a curated record. Bases 1 to 696 code for a protein of 231 amino acids. NCBI's taxonomy places the organism in Eukaryota, Fungi, Ascomycota, Dothideomycetes, Pleosporales, Pleosporaceae.
AUGGCAUCCCCAUUAACAAUAGUCGUCACCGGCUCAAACCGCGGAAUUGGCCAUGGCAUCAUCAACCUCCUCGCCAACACCCAACACCCACAACCCCUCCACAUCUACGCCACAUCCCGCGGCGGCGUAGACCUCAAAAUCCAAGCCAAACCUCCUAACGAGAUCCGCUACGCCAAACUCGACGUCUCAGACAAAUCAUCCAUAACAUCCUUCCUCAAAACCGCGCUCAACGACAGCGGCAAAAUAGACGUCUUGAUCAACAACGCCGGCAUAAACAGCAACAACAACGAGACUCCCGAUGCCGCCGAACAAGUCAUCAACGUGAACUACCACGGCACAAAACAAAUGUGUCAACUCUUCCUCUCGGAAGGAAAAAUGUCGUCCACACCAAACGCCCGCAUAGUAAACGUAUCCAGCACCGCUUCCUCCUUGUCAAACUACCCCAGUACAACUGCAUCCCAUUUCCGCUCCGCGACUUCCAUCUCCGACGUCGACACCCUCGCGCAAGAAUACAUCAACGCCGUGAAAUCCUCAUCCCAAGAAGCCGCCGGGUUCGGCGCGCCGCCGAAAUCGUAUCAGGUCAGCAAAGCGCUGAUGAAUGCUUUGACAGUGGUCCUGGCACAUUGGGAGGCCGCCGAAGACGUUGGAGGAGGGGGCGAGGAUACCGGUGAGGUUGGGGGUUGGGCAGCUUGGUAA